AUGUCCGCAGCUUCUGGAGGCAGAUCUCACCGUGCAACUUCAUCAACGGUAGAUUCGGAUUUGAGUCUACAUCGGAGAGCCUCGUCUGCCUCCAAACCAACCGGAUCCAGCUUUGAUAUUGAAAGCAGCUCGUCAGAACCCAUGAAGGGUUCUCCCGCUAUCGCCCCAAUGACACAAAGCCAGAGGUCACGAUACCUGAAGACAGGUGGAAUCCUUGCAUUUAUAUUGUUCAUAAUAUUUGUGCUCACCCCUUCAUCACGGACGCCACAACUUCCCGUUGCUGGACCAGACUCGUCUAUGAAAUGCACGAAACCUCACGACUCCUCCAAACCCCUCAUCCAAUAUGCCUUAAUGAUCGAUGCUGGUAGUACGGGAUCGAGAAUCCAUGUCUAUCGUUUUAACAAUUGUGGCCCAACUCCGGCACUGGAGAGUGAAGAGUUCAAGAUGACCGAGAAGAAAGAGGGCGGUUCCGGACUCAGUUCGUACCGUGAAGAUGCUGAAGGUGCAGCCAAGAGUCUUGACCCUCUGAUGGAGGUUGCCAUGAAGACUGUUCCGGAAGAAUACAGGUCUUGCUCCCCUAUUGCCGUCAAGGCUACGGCUGGGCUACGAAUGCUUGGUAAGGAGAUGAGUGACAAUAUCCUAAAGGCCGUCAGAACACGCCUGGAAACCGUCUAUCCAUUCCCAGUUGUCUCGGAAGCACAAGGCGGGGUAGAAAUCAUGGAAGGUAAGGAUGAAGGUGUCUACGCCUGGAUCACGACAAACUAUCUGCUUGGAAACAUUGGUUCUCCAGAAGAAACCCCAACGGCUGCAAUCUUUGACCUGGGAGGUGGUUCUACCCAGAUCGUUUUCCAGCCAACCUACAAAGGGAAGGGACCAGAUGGCCUUCCUGAAAAGAUGCCCGAGGGUGAUCACAAGUAUGCCCUCAAGUUCGGUGGCAGAGACUUCAUUCUCUACCAACACUCCCAUCUUGGUUACGGUUUGAUGGCUGCUAGGGCGGCUAUCCAUCGCCACCUUAUUGAAACCAAGCACGAGCUAAGCCCCAACGACAAGGGUUGGCUUAAGCAGAAGGUGGUGAACCCAUGCAUUGUCCCUGGAAUGUCUCGCAACGUCACUGUUGCUCUCAGUGAUGGCCAUGCUCUGGGUAAGGAAGUCGAGGUACUCAUGGUUGGCCCCAAGGACCCCUCAGCCGCCCAAUGUCGAAAUAUUGCCGAAAAAAUUCUCAAAAAGGACGCAGAAUGCAACUUAUCUCCGUGCUCAUUCAAUGGGAUCCAUCAACCCUCUCUCCGCAAGACUUUUUCCAAAGAGGACGUUUUUAUCUUCUCUUAUUUCUACGACCGCACUUCUCCAUUGGGAAUGCCCGAAUCAUUUACCCUACAUGACCUUCAUGAGCUAACCUCGACCGUCUGCGGCGGCGAGGCUAGUUGGGGUGUUUUCCAGACCAACAGCACCGCUAUGGAGGAGCUAACUAGCCGUCCUGAGUAUUGCCUGGACCUUAAUUUCAUGCUCGCCCUCUUGCAUACUGGAUAUGAAAUGCCUCUGCAUAGAGAAGUCAAGACGGCAAAGAAGAUUGAUGGAAACGAGCUUGGAUGGUGCCUAGGUGCAAGUCUUCCACUUCUCAGCAAGAACUCCGGAUGGGAAUGCCGCGUCAAACAAAUCUCUUAA
Microsporum canis CBS 113480 is the source of this 1662-nucleotide messenger RNA. Its product is annotated as guanosine-diphosphatase. Bases 1 to 1662 code for a protein of 553 amino acids. Gene Ontology annotation, cellular component: membrane; Golgi apparatus. The transcript is spliced from 2 exons. The record is from RefSeq and is a predicted model, not a curated record. Gene Ontology annotation, molecular function: UDP phosphatase activity; GDP phosphatase activity. Gene Ontology annotation, biological process: nucleoside diphosphate catabolic process; protein N-linked glycosylation. NCBI's taxonomy places the organism in Eukaryota, Fungi, Ascomycota, Eurotiomycetes, Onygenales, Arthrodermataceae.